Molecule: messenger RNA, 4234 nt
Organism: Musa acuminata subsp. malaccensis (wild Malaysian banana)
Lineage: Eukaryota; Viridiplantae; Streptophyta; Magnoliopsida; Zingiberales; Musaceae
Product: auxin response factor 19
Biological process (GO): regulation of DNA-templated transcription; response to hormone
Cellular component (GO): nucleus
Molecular function (GO): DNA binding; protein binding
Source: RefSeq, a predicted model, not a curated record
CCGAGGGGGAAUACUGCUUAUUUUAUCGACGCCCCUUCUCUCGUCUUCUUCGCUGCGACUUCUGCUUCUUUGGUCCCUCGCUUGUCGGGAGACGAACCCCUCAAAGGGCCGAAACCCUCGCGGUUCCGCUCCCCGCGCAGGGAUCCUCCCCUCCUCGGUCCCCGCCACCCGGCCGCCUGAUCACCGGACAGAAUCGCCGGAACCCGGGGCCCCUGCCGGAGACCGGGCUAUCGGCCUGCCCCCCGAUCUGGUACUCAUGGAGAGCUCCCCGGCGCCGGCGGCCCGCGGGUGAGCGCCGGAGACGGUUGGUGGUGUGCUAGACGGAGUCUGGAAGAUGAAGGCGGCGGCUCACGGAGCUGCGGCUCCGAAUCCUUGCGAAGGGGAGAGGAAGACGAUAAACCCGGAGCUGUGGUAUGCCUGCGCGGGGCCUCUGGUGACGGUGCCGCCGGUAGGGAGCCUCGUCGUCUACUUCCCCCAAGGGCACAGCGAGCAGGUUGCAGCUUCUAUGCAAAGAGAUAUUGAUGCUCAUAUUCCAAACUACCCAAAUCUUCCAUCAAAGUUGAUAUGUCUUCUUCACAAUGUUACUCUGCAUGCGGAUCCAGAGACAGAUGAAGUUUAUGCUCAGAUGACUCUUCAGCCAGUCAACUCAUAUGACAAGGAGGCACUGCAGGCAUCAGAGCUUGCAUUAAAACAAACCAGGCCACAGACGGAAUUCUUUUGUAAAACACUUACUGCAAGUGAUACAAGCACUCAUGGAGGGUUCUCUGUGCCUCGUCGUGCUGCAGAGAAAAUUUUUCCUCCUCUUGAUUUUUCAAUGCAGCCACCUGCUCAAGAAUUAGAGGCCAGAGAUUUGCAUGACAAUUUAUGGACCUUCCGUCAUAUUUAUCGAGGCCAACCAAAAAGGCAUUUGCUCACAACUGGUUGGAGCUUAUUUGUGAGUGGAAAGAGGUUGUUUGCUGGUGAUUCUGUCUUAUUUAUUAGGGAUCAAAAACAGCAGCUUCUUUUAGGUAUUAGGCGUGCUAACAGGCAACCUACUAACAUACAAUCAUCGGUCCUGUCAACUGAUAGUAUGCAUAUAGGCAUUCUUGCUGCUGCUGCCCAUGCUGCUGCCAAUCAUAGUCCAUUCACCAUAUUUUACAACCCUAGGGCUAGUCCUUCAGAGUUUGUUAUUCCUUUUGCGAAGUACCAGAAAGCAGUAUAUAGCAAUCAAAUAUCCCUGGGUAUGCGCUUCCGAAUGAUGUUCGAAACUGAAGAACUAGGAACUAGAAGGUACAUGGGUACGAUUACCGGUAUCAGCGACUUAGAUCCUGUAAGAUGGAAAAAUUCACAAUGGCGAAAUUUGCAGGUUGGUUGGGAUGAGUCUGCAGCUGGUGAGAGGCGUAACAGGGUCUCUAUAUGGGAAAUUGAGCCUGUGGUAGCUCCUUUCUUCAUCUGCCCUCCGCCAUUUUUCAGGAAGCGACCCAGACAACCAGGAAUGCCAGAUGAUGAAUCAUCAGAAAUGGAAAAUCUUUUUAAGAGGGCAAUGCCUUGGCUUGGGGAGGAGAUCUGCAUAAAGGAUUCUCAAACCCAGAAUACUAUAAUGCCAGGUUUAAGUUUAGUGCAGUGGAUGAACAUGCAACAGAAUCCAUCACUUGCUAACCAAACCCUGCAGACAGAAUAUUUGCGCUCUCUUACAGGACCUGUUAUGCAAAACCUUGGCCCAACUGAUAUUUCAAGGCAGUUGGGUUUGCAAGCUCAAAUGUUGCAGCAGAAUAAUAUACAGUUCAACACCGGUAGACUGCCUCAACAAGGCCAACAAGUUGAUGAACAUGCUAAGGUGUCGGUUCCGCUGAAUCAAGUAAGUGCUGUUAGUAGAGCCCCACAACAAAUGCAAGAUCCAUCUAUGCAGCAGAAGCAGCAAUUGGUCAACCAAGCAUUACCAGUGAAUCAGACACAGAACAAUAUCAUACAGCCUCAAGCUUUAGUCCAGACUCAAGUGCAGCCACAGCAGCAACAGCAGCAGCAGCCGCCAAUGAUUCAGAACAAUCAGCUAGUACAAACUAGCAUCCAACAGAAUCAACAACAACAUCCUCAGCAACUGCUUCUGCAACAUCAGCAGCAGCUUCAGCAGCAGCAACUUCAACAGCAGCCGCAGCAGCAAUUUCAGCAACAAUAUCAGCAAGCACAAAGUAGGAUGCCAGUUAAGCUUCCUGGUCAAGUGAAUCAACAGUUAUCUGACCAACAGAUUCAGUUGCAGUUGCUACAAACACUCCAGCAGCAGCAACAACAGCAGCAAUCAUUGUUUUCACAGCCGAGAACACAACAACCUCAACUUCCCCAAGUUCAGGAAUACCAGAGAACUCUCCCAGAUGUACCACAGCAGUUAUCAAACUCACAUUCACUACUUCAGCAAUCAGUGAUCCCUCAACAAUGUGCAAAGCCUACUUCGCAGUCUGUGAGGCUGCCACAGCCCUUGCAGAACCAGUCACAGCAAAAGCCUCAGCAGCCGCAAGUUCUAAUCAGUGAUCUGCCUGGGGCACUCUUUCCUGCCACACCAGCAACCAUUAUCACAGCUAGUGGCAACCCUUUACUAGCUGCUGGAGGGGCACAGUCAGGAGUUACAGAUGACAUCCCGUCUUGCUCCACAUCACCUUCAGCAAACAACGGAAUGAUUCUUCCCCAUGCAAUCUUAAAUAGAAAUGAACAUCGUAAUCCAAUGUCAACAGAAAAGACAUCUAAGUCAGUCAUUACAAUGCUUGGCCCCAACUCAUUCGAAGCAGCUGCAGCAAAUCCUGGCAUCCCGAAGGAGCUUCCAAAAGUUGUACAUAAUGUGAAGCCUUCAAUCCCAAUUUCCAAGAUGCAAAAUCAGGGUAUUGUUGCCCCUCAGACAUAUGUAAGCAACACAGCUCAAAUGGAUUACUUGGACACAAUCUCCUCAGCAACUUCUGUGUGCCUAUCUCAGACUGAUGGAGCUUUAAAUCAAAACUUCCCUCUCUCUUCAUUCAAUCAGCCAUCACUUCUCCGAGAUGCACCUCCAGAUGGUGAUGUACCAGGAACAGACCCAAGAAAUAAUGUCCUUUUUGGAGUUAACAUAGAGGGUUCGAUGGGGAUGCCUUUGGCUACUGAUACUUUGCUGGUUAAUAACAUUGAUUCAGGAAAGUAUCAGAAUCAUAUCCCUGGAGAUUUAGUUGCCAAUUACAAUACCUCAAAAGAUGCUCAGCAAGAGCUAUCAUCAUCCAUGGUUUCACAAUCAUUUGGAGUUCCGGACAUGGCAUUUAAUUCUAUUGACUCAACAAUUAAUGAUAGUGCUUUAUUAAAUAGGAAUUCCUUUGCACCGGCACCGCCGCCACCCCUUCAACGUAUGCGCACUUACACCAAGGUGUACAAGCGUGGAGCAGUUGGCAGAUCUAUAGAUAUCGCACGUUAUUCAGGCUAUGAUGAACUGAAACAUGAUCUUGCACGGAUGUUCAGUAUAGAGGGACAACUGGAAGAUCGUCAGAGAAUUGGCUGGAAGCUAGUUUAUGUAGAUCAUGAGAAUGAUGUUCUACUUGUUGGGGAUGACCCAUGGGAGGAGUUUGUUAACUGUGUUCGGUGCAUCAAAAUACUGUCCCCGCAAGAAGUCCAACAGAUGAGCUUGGAUGUUGAUCUGGGAAAUAACAACCUCCCAAAUCAGGCUUGUAGCAGCUCAGAUGGUGGAAAUGUCUGGAGGGGCCAUUGUGAUCAGAACUCAGGCAACCCCUCUGCAGGAUCAUAUGAUCAUUUUGAAUGAUGUAGCUGGUCAUGCAGUGAAAGUGGUUUUGGCCUUUCAGCCUUCAUUAGCCAAGGCCAUUUCUUUUUACUUACCUGCCUUUUCCUGAUGAAGGUUGUGUACCAAGUGAUGUGAGUACCAGAAGUCUCAAACCUCCAAACUGCACAACUGACCACGGAACACCAAUAUGUAAAAUUAUGUGCAGCUCCACAAGGAUGAAAGUUCCACGAUUUGCUAAUGGAGAUGGGAAUUGUAGUCAUGAAAUAUCCAAAUCGAGGGAACUUGUAGGAUCCUGUCAGGAGCUGCAGGCUUUUGUUGUUGUAGGUUUUGUACUUGGUUAAUUUCAGUUCCACUCUUCUGGUAGUGAAUAGCCUCCAGAUUUUUCUACUAUGUACAUGUGUAAUAUCACAAAAGAAAACUGGAGAAAUGAGCUGAUCUACUUGGUGGUUUUGUAGAGCACGCAUACCGCCAUGAAUGUCUUUAAUGUAAUUGUAGCUUAUUUUACCC